UCAUCCUGAUUUGCUUGUGCAGUGGUUUGACGUACAGUAUUUGCAUUAAUCAGUCGUUUAUCCAACAGCAUUUCGUGCAUUUCCCCAUCUUUUUCCUAACAGCAAAAUGUUUUGUUGUUGUUGCAGCACUUUAAUUGCACAAACUCAGCUUUCCAGUAUGUGAUUGAAUCCCUCACACAAAACACUCAUAAUCUGGAGGCAACCCUGGUCAUCCAGACCUGUCAUAUGUGCCUAUGCAUUCCACGCCAUUAAAAACAAACAACUUUACAUAUUUUGUAUGUGACACAUUUUUUGACAAGUUCCCAAACAUUACAAAUAAACUGAUGCUGGCUAGAAUUCUAAAAUCCACUUGUAUUGGCAGAGCUCCACUUGUGGCAGAGUCCCCUUCAAAGUCCAAAUAAAUAUAUCUUUUCUCAGAAAUAAGAUCUGUUUCUCUUGGUAUGGAAUACACAGUAGCCAGCCACCCCAAGAAAAUACCACGGAAGGAUCAAAUACAACAUUUUAAAUAUAAAUAGGAAAUAUUUAAUGGAUGCAGAUUUACUUAUGUGCCUAAAUAAUUUUCCCUGAAAAACUGUUUUUUUAUUAUUAAGUACACAUACCGCCCCAACUUCCAAUGAAAGGAUCAGUUUAACUCUGCUUACUUCAUUAUGGAUUUUCCCUCAAGGGAGUGUGUCUGUAUCUCAUUCCUGUAACAUAAAUUCGCACAGGAAGAGCUUUUUCUGUGGCAGACAAUGGUAUACCAAAGCACUCCAUCCCCUUUUGUGCCCAUGCCUAGAUAUUCAGUAGAUGUUUUUGUAAAAGUAUUCGGCUACAGUUUUUAGCACUAGAGUUACAGCAUCAGUUGCACUGAUGAAAAUCAUACUGUUGAAAGUAGCCUGAUUUAGAAUUUUACGCCCUGGAAACAUACAUGUCUCCAUUCUUUUCACCAAGUAUUGUAAUUCUGCAGAGAUAAACUGGGAUUGCUCAUGCCAUGCGAAUUUGAUAGGCACAGACAUUGCAGAAUGAAGACACUGGGUUAUGAAAGCUUGCCCAUCGAUAGACAAGCUGCUCUGAGCUUCACACAGCAGCCUGCAGAUAUACUAAUUCACCCUGGGUCUUUGAUAUGAUAAAUUAGUGUGAAGGAGAGGUGCCAGUCACCAGUCAUACAGCUGGCAUUUGCAAAACAGCCAUAGGAGAGCAUCACUCCCCGUGAUGUUCCCGAAUGUUUUGGGAGCACACGUAUCUCCCUCAUACUUUCCAUGAGAAUAAUAAUUAGGAUGCUGAUGAAUUAAUUAAUCGGAUUUAUUGAUUAAAGGCCUUUUUGACUGACUAAAAUGUAGCCCACCUAAUCAGGACACAGAUGUUUCCUCCCUCUUAAUGUUAAUUAUUAAAUGUUCCUUUUUAAUAACUCUGCAUGGCAGGCAUCAUUAUAGAUGAGACCGUUCCCUUCCUUUAAAAGAUGCUUCUCACAAGAUGGUGUCUGCUACAACAGAUUUAUGUGGCAUCUGAAAACAGAGAAAGAGAGAGAGCGCUUUCUUAUCCCUACAAAAUAAAUAUUUUAUGUACAUGCAAAUAUAUGCAGAUGUAAUUAGUUAAAAUUCAUACCGCCAGGGCUUCUUUUCAGCCAAAACUCACCGGAACUCAGUUCCGGCACCUCUAAGGUCGGGGCCAUUGCCAUUCUAAGAGAACAAGGGAGGCAUUAAUGGUGAGUUCCAGCACCUCUUUUUCUAAAAUAACAGCACUGCAUACAGCUAAUAUAUUGAAGCUGCAAUUCUGUACUCACUUACCUGAGAGUAAACCCUUUUGCCCUCAGUAGGACUUAGCUCUGAGCAGACUUGGUUAGGCUUCCACUGUAAGAUUUCUCUAAUCUAAAAAAAACAAUGUGGGCUAGAAUUAUUGAGGCAGCAUAUGAAGUGCUUUGAUUACUUGGAAAACAUGCUGUGUUGGCUAAGCCUGUGUAAUACUCUCUCCUCAUGAAAUAUUGCGUGUUUUCCUUCCUCUUUUAAUCAGCAAUAAAAGUCCAUUUAAACUUAACAGGAGUAAGACUGCACUUUGAACCCUCAGCUGGUAGGAAGAUUACAGAUAAGGAAUUCCCCACAUGCUGAAAAUGUCAGCAUUGUACAACUCUGAUAGGAUUUUCAGGGUCAGGAGAUGUCCUGCGAGCUAUGUGGUUGCUUCGUGAAUGAGAUCUAGGCAACAGCCCACCCCAUUUCCAUAGCUGAGAUGUGGAAUUAAAGGAAGUUUGCAGGCAGAAACAACAUGAAGCCGGUAAUCGUGGUUCAUGGUGGAGCUGGUCGCAUCUUUAAAGAUAGGGAAGACGGGUGUCGUUCUGGUGUCACCAGAGCAGCGCUGAAAGGUUACGGUAUCCUUAAACAUGGAGGGAGUGCAUUAGAUGCAGUUGAAGAAGCUGUGGUAGUAAUGGAAGAGGAUCCACAUUUUAACGCAGGUUGUGGCUCUGUGUUAAAUGAGAAGGGUGAAGUGGAAAUGGAUGCCAUUAUCAUGGAUGGAAAAAAUCUAGCCUCCGGAGCAGUAUCUGCAGUGAAAUGUAUAGCCAACCCAAUAAAGCUCGCUCGCCUCGUCAUGGAAAAGACAGACCACAUGUUGUUGACGGACCAGGGCGCCUCUGCCUUUGCUAGAGGCCUGGGAGUUCCUGAGGUUCCUGGAGAGAAACUGAUCACAGAAAGGUCACUGGAGAGAUGGAAGAAAAACCUUGAGGCUGAUUCGAACCCUCAACAGUUUCAAAAAGACCUUGGAACAGUUGGAGCUGUUGCUAUCGACAGUGCAGGAAACGUUGCGUGUGCAACAUCAACAGGGGGACUCACGAACAAACGCGUCGGCCGUGUUGGUGAUACAGCGUGCAUAGGAAGUGGAGGUUAUGCAGAUAACAAUGUUGGUGCCACUUCUACCACAGGCCACGGAGAGAGCAUAAUGAAAGUUGUUUUGGCAAGACUUAUCUUAUAUCACAUGGAACAAGGAAAAUCACCAGAAGAUGCUGCUGAUGCUGCCCUAGAUUGCAUGAAAACUAGAGUCGGGGGAUUGGGUGGGGUCAUUGUGAUCAGCAAUUCAGGAGACUGGGCUGCACGAUUCUCCACCCAGGAGAUGUCCUGGGCUACAGUCAAGGAUGACCAACUGCACUGUGGCAUUCAUGCUGGGGAGUGGCAUACACAACCUGCCGAAGAAGCUAUUGGCUCCCUGGGAUCCUAAGCAGAAGUGAAGGAAGUGGAAGUAAUGCAGCACAAUCAAGAUUAUAGACCUUUGUCGGAAACUGAAUCUGUUAUCCCCUUUCUGAAAGGACCUUCCCACCAAAUUCCAGUUCAGAUAUUCAUAGUGCUGGUCUUUUUGCAGCCAAGCUAAAAUCUAGAAGGAGACAUAGUGGACUUAAGGAUGGCUUUUGUGAGCAUAUAUAAGCUAUCCAAAGGUUUGGUUUCUUAGUCACAAAACUGAAUUGCAGAAAAGUGACUAUGCACAUCUUAUAUUGAAGGCAGCUUCUCCUAUAAUGUAAUUAUGCUGGGAAACCAGUGUCCAUAAUAGACCAAAAGUAGUCUGGUGUCCCAGAUCACAGUUUUGUUUUUAUCUUAUGUGCCCAUGUCAUAAUCCUCUGUAUCCCUCCAUCAUGUCUCCCUUGAACUGCUCACCUGGGCUGCCUGCCUGCCUGUAUCUCUGUCCUCUGGAUCUCUCCUACCCACCUUUCCCGGGCCACUUGCCUAGGUCAUCAUCCUGCCCAUCUUCCAGUUCCCUCGCCUGGGCCUGCAUCUCCAUCCUCUGGAUCCCUUCUACUCGCUUUGCAUUGGCCGUCCACACUGCUGCUUGUAAUGCCACUUGUCUGUUUAUGGAAGACAAUCUUACUCGGCUACGAGUGACCACAGAAGAAGAAGAAGAAGAAGAAGAAGAAGAAGAAGAAGAAGAAGAAGAAGAAGAAGAAGAAGAAGAAGAAGAAGAAGAAGAAGAAGAAGAAGAAGAAGAAGUGAACUGCAGCAUGAUAACAUCCCCCCUGUGGUUUUAUUUUUAUAUACUGGAGAGAAAAUCUUAGAGUUGGAAGGGACCUUGAGGAUCAUCUAGUCCCAUGUUCUGCUCAUUUCAGGAGCAUUUGUUAUGUAAACUUUGAGAAGAACUGGGAUGAUCACAACCAUAGGUUACUCCCAAAUGCUGUAACUGAAAUAUUAAGAAAUUUGCUUACAUUUUUUCCCUACUUACAGUCAGUACAGAAAAGAAAGUAGGGACAUAAUAAUUCUCAUGUUUAGGGAAACAUGCAAAAGAAUUAAAAGUUUUGUUUUGAGAUAGCAGACUUCUUGAAUAGAUUUCAUUUGAUUGUAUGACAAGUCAAGGGCUAAGUCAAAUAAUAUGAUAGGUGUCUUUCUUGAAGUAGUAUAUUAAUUGCAAGAAUAAGCUGCUGUGCAUAAAGUUGCACUAGUGUUUAUAUGGUAAUAUGUUUUUUGAGGUACUUAUAGUACCGAAAUAGAAAUUUACAGAGUGAAAUGUAUUUUCUCAUGGUAAUACUUACAAGGAAGAUGCUUCAUUUUUAGGCAAGGUAUUUGUAAUUUUAUCCCUUGCCUUUCUUUUUAUUCUUUUCAUGCUAAUGUAAUCCAGUAAUUUAAGUCUUAUUUAGAUAUUGCCUUGAUCCCAUACCACUUUUUCCAUCUGGGAAAUAAUCAAUGCUAUGUUGAUGCACAACAUGUUCUUAUGAAAAUAAAUGCCAAUAAAAUCUAGUACGGCAUAUCUUAAAA
Messenger RNA from Zootoca vivipara (common lizard), 4703 nucleotides. RefSeq names its product asparaginase and isoaspartyl peptidase 1 (gene ASRGL1). NCBI's taxonomy places the organism in Eukaryota, Metazoa, Chordata, Lepidosauria, Squamata, Lacertidae. Gene Ontology annotation, molecular function: asparaginase activity. The record is from RefSeq and is a predicted model, not a curated record. Gene Ontology annotation, cellular component: cytoplasm.